AUGGCCUCCACCUCCGCACAGACAAGCACCGUGGACAAGAACCCGUACAGCGAAAUCAGUGACUACAUUCACGACAUUGCGGAAGAGCAAAAGACCAUUGCCGCAGGGUCCACUGGAGAGGUUGUGGAGGGAGGCGACGCUGUUCCAGAACCCCGACUAUCCCCAAUUGGCGCGAAAGGCUUCCCGACACUCACUGGUUUCCGGACCAACCAGUUCGUCCGGCCGCAGGACUUCACGCGGGACACCUACGCUAAAAUGGGCGGACGGAGCUCGUUCACGAAGCGGGCGCUGCUCGGCCCUGGCGCGUCGAAGUCGCGCUAUCUCGACAUAUUCCACCAAAUGAACAUCGACCCCUUGCAAGAGUCGCAGAACUCGAAGAUCAUGUCCCGUUUCGUCACCUCCAUGGGCAAGAUCAAGGGUCGCAGCGAGACGAACCUCACGUGGCAGAACCAGCGGCGGGUUGGAAAGGCCAUCCGCCGCGCGAAGAUGAUGGGGAUCAUCCCGGUGCUCAGCAGACGGACGCUCUUGCACGAAGGGAAGCGGUGA
Trametes versicolor FP-101664 SS1 is the source of this 546-nucleotide messenger RNA. RefSeq lists its product as uncharacterized. The record is from RefSeq and is a predicted model, not a curated record. Gene Ontology annotation, molecular function: small ribosomal subunit rRNA binding; structural constituent of ribosome. The transcript is spliced from 3 exons. NCBI's taxonomy places the organism in Eukaryota, Fungi, Basidiomycota, Agaricomycetes, Polyporales, Polyporaceae. Gene Ontology annotation, cellular component: ribosome; mitochondrial small ribosomal subunit. Gene Ontology annotation, biological process: mitochondrial translation. The coding region runs from base 1 to 546 and encodes 181 amino acids.